GAGUAUUGGAGAUCUUGGGUGCUGCCGGAUUGUCUACUACUGGAGUUUUCUUUUCUGACACUAUUUCUUCCGGUCAAAAACUUGCUUUACUUGCUUUCUUCAAUGUUCGGUUUAAUCAUGGGCUUGGGCUGGGCUGGGCUGGGCACGGGUGUAUGCAUAGACUGGUCUGGGUUGGUUGGAGCCCUCCAUGUCUCAGGCGACUGCACUGUUGUUGAUGUACAAAGAUACCCUUGGGAUGCAUAUAUCACUGAUCUUUCCUUCUUAUACAUGUUGUUAUGGAAUAUUAAUGCGACAUAUUGCUGUCUUCGGUAUGAGUGUAGUAAAAGAGUAAGCUGUGAUGAACAUCCCAGUUGCCACUGAGUCGAGAAUGCCGGCAACCCCGGCAGGUUCAAC
Aspergillus piperis CBS 112811 is the source of this 393-nucleotide messenger RNA. RefSeq lists its product as uncharacterized. The record is from RefSeq and is a predicted model, not a curated record. The transcript has a single exon. Bases 103 to 360 code for a protein of 85 amino acids. NCBI's taxonomy places the organism in Eukaryota, Fungi, Ascomycota, Eurotiomycetes, Eurotiales, Aspergillaceae.